AUGACGUACCCCAACACCAGCUCACUGACAGCCAACUUCAGCGGGGCGUUGGAGGACCAUGACUCCGGGGGGAACAUCUACCGGCCCUUCUCAGUUUUCAGCGUGCUCACUCUCACUCUGCUGGCGAUGCUGGUGGUGGCCACGUUUGUGUGGAACCUGCUGGUGCUGGUGACCAUCCUGCGGGUGAGGACGUUCCACCGGGUGCCCCACAACCUGGUGGCUUCCAUGGCCAUCUCGGACGUGAUGGUGGCCGGCCUGGUGAUGCCGCUCAGCCUCGUGCACGAGCUGAACGGCCGGCUGUGGAAGCUGGGCCGCGUGCUGUGCCAGGUGUGGAUCUCCUUCGACGUGCUCUGCUGCACGGCCAGCAUCUGGAACGUGACGGCCAUCGCCCUGGACCGCUACUGGUCCAUCACGAGGCACCUGGAGUACACGCUCAAGACGCGCAAAAAGAUCUCCAACGUGAUGAUCGCGCUCACGUGGCUGCUGUCCUCCAUCAUCUCCUUGUCGCCGCUCUUCGGCUGGGGGGAGACGUACUCAGAGGGGAUGAAGUGCCAGGUGAGCCAGGAGCCGUCCUACACCAUCUUCUCCACCUUUGGCGCCUUUUACCUCCCGCUUUGCGUGGUUCUCUUUGUUUAUUGGAAGAUCUACAAGGCUGCCAAGUUUCGGAUUGGUUCCCGCAAGACGAACACAAUCACACCCAUGGCUGAGGUGAUCCAGGUGAAGGAGGAGACGCAGCAGCCCCAGAUGGUGUUUACCGUGCGGCACGCCACCGUGACCUUCCAGACGGACGGGGACACGUGGCGCGAGCAGAAGGAGAAAAAGGCGGCGCUCAUGGUGGGCAUUUUGAUUGGCGUCUUUGUACUUUGCUGGAUUCCUUUCUUCAUCACCGAGCUCAUCGUCCCGCUGUGCUCCUGCGACAUCCCGCCCAUCUGGAAGAGCAUCUUCCUGUGGCUGGGCUACUCCAACUCCUUCUUUAACCCGCUCAUAUACACCGCCUUUAACAAGAACUACAACAACGCCCUGAGGAACCUCUUCUCCCGGCAGCGCUGA
Stegastes partitus (bicolor damselfish) is the source of this 1050-nucleotide messenger RNA. RefSeq names its product 5-hydroxytryptamine (serotonin) receptor 5A, genome duplicate b (gene htr5ab). The transcript is spliced from 2 exons. The record is from RefSeq and is a predicted model, not a curated record. Gene Ontology annotation, cellular component: plasma membrane. Gene Ontology annotation, molecular function: G protein-coupled serotonin receptor activity. Bases 1 to 1050 code for a protein of 349 amino acids. Gene Ontology annotation, biological process: adenylate cyclase-activating adrenergic receptor signaling pathway; positive regulation of MAPK cascade. NCBI's taxonomy places the organism in Eukaryota, Metazoa, Chordata, Actinopteri, Pomacentridae.